CACUUCCGCCACACUCUGAGGACCCCCUCCUGUCACAGGGAUUUCCAACAUGGCGCUGCCCAUACAGCGGUGCUGGUCUAGGCUGCGGGCUGUGACCUUACAGUGGCCGGCGGCGGCGGGUUAUCACGCCAAGCCGGUGCCUCUGAACCUGAGCGGCGUCUACAUCCCCAAUCCCUCCGACCCGAACGCGAAGGCGUGGCACAAGGGCCCGGCCUUUGAAGCCAAGCUGUACGGCCGGUAUGGCAGAGCCUCCGGGGUGAGACCUGAGCAGCUGUGGCCGAAGCCUGAGGAGCUGCAGAGGAUAGAGGGGGAGGAGAAGGAAUGGUACCCGAGCCUGGGGGAGAUGCUGAGCAGAGUGGAGGCCAAGGAGAAGGAAGAGCUGAAGAAGAAGCAGCAGAGGGAACAUCUGAUUGCUGGCAACAUGGCAAAGAUGCCCAAGAUGGUGGAAGAUUGGCGCAGAGGAAAGCGCGAGGCGCGGCAGAAGGAGAAGGAGGAAAAGGCCAAGAAGCAGCGUCUGUUAUUGGUCGCCCGUGAGAAGUUUGGUGUCACCGUGGAUCCCCGCAGCCCGAAGUUUCUGGAGAUGAUGAAAGAUCUAGAGAAGGACGAGAGAAGGAAGCUGAAGGCUGUGAAGAGAAUGCAGCUGGAGGAAGACAGAGCGGCCAUCGCGGCGGCCUUCGCUGUAAAACCUCCUGCAGACUCGGACAGUAGCAGUCCUGUAUAAUGUAUGAAUGCGCUGUUAUCGGCACACACUGAUAGACUGGGACAAAGGAAAAGAUGGAAGUUUUCAUGGCUGUCCCAUUACCUUCCAUCACCUAUACUGCUCUGGAAGCACGUCAGCCGCUUCAUGCAGGCUCUUCUAGUACCAAUAGACUGGCUCUAUUAGAACUUGAUGCCACACAAGAGCUGAAUGUUGAUAGGGUGACGUGUGCUGCGUUUUUAUAUGCAUGCCAUAGACUUCCUAUACAGAGAGUUUCUAAUAAAAUGGUUUUCAGCUGA
Molecule: messenger RNA, 996 nt
Organism: Rana temporaria (common frog)
Lineage: Eukaryota; Metazoa; Chordata; Amphibia; Anura; Ranidae
Gene: GADD45GIP1
Product: GADD45G interacting protein 1
Exons: 2
Coding region: 50-721 (223 amino acids)
Cellular component (GO): nucleus
Source: RefSeq, a predicted model, not a curated record